AGAGAGAGAGAGAGAGAGAGAGAGAGAGAGAGAGAGAUGUUUGGCGAAAGCCUGUAUCGGUGCUUCUCUGGCUUCCGCCACGCUUCUCAUUCUGCUCCUCUCCCGGCUUCCCAAAAUGCCCCCGCCUCCUCUUCCUCGUGCGACUCUCCCGUCGUCUUUAAGAACUUUAAUUCACUGUAUGACCCCGCCUCAGACUCCGAGACGCUCUCCCUGACUCUUCCCUCCUCCGCCGUCGCCGUCGCCGCUGCCGCUGCCGCUGCAGGCUCCUCUUUCACGUCCUCCUGCGACGCCCCCGACGACGACGGCGGCGGCGGCGGCUCCUGCCCCUCGGAGCGCGACCUCUUCUCCGCCAUCGCGUCCCGCCGCCUUCUCCCGGCGUCCCCGGGCCGGUCCAACUCCAUCGUGGAUUCCGCGGCGGUCGCCGUCGGGGCCGGGACCGGGGUCCCCGUGCCCACCUACUCGCCCGACCCGUACCGGGACUUCCGCCGGUCGAUGGAGGAGAUGGUAGCGGCGCUGGGCCUGGACGCCCGGGACCACCGUGCCCACCUCCACGAGCUCCUGCUCUGCUACCUCGCACUCAACCGGAAGCACGCCCACAAGUACAUCGUCAGCGCCUUCGCCGACCUCCUCCUCGCCCUCGCCUCCACCCCCGCCGUCGACAAGGCCUGAGAGCAUGGUUUUGCUGGGCUGUGUACCUCUAAAUGCUGUUCUUUAUCCCUUCCUCUGUUGGAGGUGGCGUAUAGAUCGAUCGUACAUACGUACAUACGAUUCCAAUACAGUGUUCUCAGCACAUUGUAUCCUAUGUUUGAGAUGGAAUGUUGUUCCUUUUUCUUUCUCUUAAAA
Messenger RNA from Musa acuminata subsp. malaccensis (wild Malaysian banana), 843 nucleotides. Its product is annotated as transcription repressor OFP12. The record is from RefSeq and is a predicted model, not a curated record. Gene Ontology annotation, biological process: negative regulation of DNA-templated transcription. Lineage: Eukaryota; Viridiplantae; Streptophyta; Magnoliopsida; Zingiberales; Musaceae.